AUGUGGUGUAUUGAGUUGUUAUCUCAUAAUCGUUUAAUAGACAAAGAAGUAGCUUUUUGUGUUAAACAAAUAAUUCUUGACAUUAACUACAAUUUAUAUUUAUUUAGUAGAAAUCAUGCAACUUAUGAUUUUGACCAUUUACUCAGAGAUGCUAAUUUAUUUAUGUAUUUAAAACUUCAUUCUCUAAUUAUUGGCAGUGUAAUUGCUGGUUUUAGUAACGAGAUUUAUACACAAAAAUUUAUAAAAGGUGCAGAAAGCAAAAGUUAG
Messenger RNA from Clunio marinus, 267 nucleotides. The record is from the annotation of a GenBank genome assembly. NCBI's taxonomy places the organism in Eukaryota, Metazoa, Arthropoda, Insecta, Diptera, Chironomidae.